AUGGAUCGUAUAUCAUUUAUGAAAUUUAUAACUUUAGCUUUAUUCGUCUUGCUGGUCGUUGGUAUGAUCAAUGCCCUCCAAGUUGUUGACAAAGUCGACAAACCAUCAUUCUGUCCAACUAUUCACAAGGAAUGGGAAUGUAUGCUUGCAGGACAAGUUUGUGUUUGGAAUAAAGGAAAAUGCCAGUCUAACCCAUACUCUACAACUCAAGAAGAAGAGAGUGCCAAGCCAUCAAAGGAAUAUGUUUCUUCACUCUUGGAAGGUUUCACCUUGAACCAGAACGAUAACUCUGAUGUUGCCGAAAUGCUAAAGAACAAUGAAUGGGCUUGCAAUAUUCUCAAGACACCAGCCAAGUGUCUAAUUGGUACAAUGGCUGGUCAUUGUUUAUGGUGGGGUGGUAAAUGUCAUACUGUCUAA
Molecule: messenger RNA, 417 nt
Organism: Heterostelium album PN500
Lineage: Eukaryota; Evosea; Eumycetozoa; Acytosteliales; Acytosteliaceae
Exons: 2
Coding region: 1-417 (138 amino acids)
Source: RefSeq, a predicted model, not a curated record